CAUAUUAAAAGUUUCAACCAAGAAUGGCCGUGAAGAUCUCGACCACUUCAGUAUUGAUCCUCUCACUUGCUCUGCUUAGCUUCGGCCAUUGUUGUUAUGGCCAACUUCGAGCCGGAUUCUAUAAUAAAGACUGCCGAAACGUAGAAAACAUCGUAUCUAGAGUUGUUGGAGAGGCAUUCUUCAAGGAUCCAUCCCUUGCACCCGCAAUGAUCCGCCUUUAUUUUCACGAUUGUUUUAGCAACGGAUGUGAUGCAUCGCUUCUUCUAGAUGGUACAAGCAGUGAGAAAAAGGCGUCGCCAAAUCUAAGCGUACGAGGAUACGAGUUGAUUGAUGACAUUAAAACUGCGGUCGAACAAGAAUGCAGUGGGAUCGUUUCUUGUGCUGAUAUCAUCGCUCUCGCGACUAGAGAUCUUGUUACUCUUGCAAGCGGAGGAAAAACAUGGUAUGCGAUACCAACAGGACGAUUUGACGGUACUGUCUCUUUGGCUUCGUCUGUGGAUUUGCCAUCUCCUCGGUGGACAGUCUCCCAAACGGCUGAGAAAUUUUUUGACAGGAAGCUAAGCCUUACCGAUAUGGUUCUACUUCUUGGUGGACAUACGAUUGGAGUGACACAUUGUUCGUUCAUCAUGGAUCGAUUAUAUAACUUUCAGAAUACGAAACUCCCUGAUCCAUCCAUGGAUUCUAAAUUGGUUGAAGAACUAAAACUCAAAUGUCCUCAGCGUUCGUCAAGUGAUGGCAUCAUUAAUUUGGAUCAAAAUAUUACGAGUUCCAAUACUAUGGAUGUAUCUUNUUUUAGCAACGGAUGUGAUGCAUCGCUUCUUCUAGAUGGUACAAGCAGUGAGAAAAAGGCGUCGCCAAAUCUAAGCGUACGAGGAUACGAGUUGAUUGAUGACAUUAAAACUGCGGUCGAACAAGAAUGCAGUGGGAUCGUUUCUUGUGCUGAUAUCAUCGCUCUCGCGACUAGAGAUCUUGUUACUCUUGCAAGCGGAGGAAAAACAUGGUAUGCGAUACCAACAGGACGAUUUGACGGUACUGUCUCUUUGGCUUCGUCUGUGGAUUUGCCAUCUCCUCGGUGGACAGUCUCCCAAACGGCUGAGAAAUUUUUUGACAGGAAGCUAAGCCUUACCGAUAUGGUUCUACUUCUUGGUGGACAUACGAUUGGAGUGACACAUUGUUCGUUCAUCAUGGAUCGAUUAUAUAACUUUCAGAAUACGAAACUCCCUGAUCCAUCCAUGGAUUCUAAAUUGGUUGAAGAACUAAAACUCAAAUGUCCUCAGCGUUCGUCAAGUGAUGGCAUCAUUAAUUUGGAUCAAAAUAUUACGAGUUCCAAUACUAUGGAUGUAUCUUUCUACAAACAGAUAAAUUUUCGCCGAGGAAUCCUCCAUAUCGAUCAACAACUUGCCAUCGACGGAAUGACAAGUAAGAUAGUGACAGAUAUAGCCAAUGGUAACGAUUUCUUGUUUAGGUUUGGUCAGGCAAUGGUGAAUUUGGGAUGGGUGAGAGUUAAAACUAAGGCCAACAGUGGGGAGAUAAGAAAAUCGUGUCGGUCUUGCAAGGAUCCAUUGUUUUGCACAACUGGCUGAAUAAAAACUAAGCGCCAAUAUUGUGUUUAACAUAUUUUGUUGUUGUUCAUCUGUUCUUGUUAUUUUUCAUUUGAUUAUUAAUUAAGUCUAUUACUUGUUGUGAGACAUA
Messenger RNA from Camelina sativa (false flax), 1692 nucleotides. NCBI's taxonomy places the organism in Eukaryota, Viridiplantae, Streptophyta, Magnoliopsida, Brassicales, Brassicaceae. The record is from RefSeq and is a predicted model, not a curated record.